GCGAUGAAGAUAGGAAUGCAACUCACGCAGGACGUGUGAGGGAACGCGGGGAAGGACGCCGAAUUCUAGAAGCACGGGAGAGAGGAACGGUGUCACCACUUCUGCUUCUUUUCCACCUCGCGUUGCUCCGCCAUUCUUGCUUCUCGGCUCUUACCACUUCUGCUUGUUUUCCGAUUCUGAUGAGCGAGCGUUUCCGUAGUGAAGGAAGCAGCUUUCUUUGUCACGCAGGAACCGAACGCCCCUGAUUCGUGGCGGUCAUAGUUAGCGCCCGUCGGUCGUCAGGCACCAGCGCGCGCAUUAGUCGAAGCCGAGACUAAGUUACGCCACCGCAGACUCGCGUUCGGAUGAGCUAAUGUCGAUUAACGGAGGGUUAGUUAGACAGCUUUCUAGACUAGCGACAAAGCCUUUGAAGCGGCGGUGAUACUACCGAAGAGUGACAUUAUCGAGUAGUGAUACUAUCGCGAUGGAGAUGCUCGACAUGAUGUCGUACAAGCGCCUUCGUCCCGACCUCCUUCCGCCGCCGCCGCCGCCGCACCUUCCGGAAAAGCUGGGAGGGCUGUCACACGACGGGCUGUCGCACAACGGGCUGUCGCACGACGGGCUGUCGCACAACGGGUCGCAGCACAACGGGCAGCACCCGCUGCCGCCGGCACGUGUCACGCCCAGUGGAGUAGCAUCUACUGGCGCUUCGCAUUCGCCGCCCCCCCUCCCGACUGCACCGCAGACUCACUUGCUAUGUCCGCUCCCCCCGCGGUUACCCUCGGCAUCCCGCCCCCUCCGCGGCCCCUCUCCGCCCACUUCCGCACCCGCACAAGCCCCCGCUCACUCCUCCGCGCAUGCCGCCGCCCCGCGCAACCCCACCGCGUACGUUCCGCCGCACGCGCUUGCGCAGUUCCCCGCCGCCGAUACCUUCAUGGGCGAAAGCGUCCCGCUUUUCGCGCAAGGCCUGUGCACGCCGCUCCCCCCAUCAACAUCCCGGCGCUCCCCAGCGGCCGGCGCGGCGGGUCUCGCGGGCCGGCGCCGACUGCAGCGCGCAAACACCGCCGGCUCGUCGAUUCCUACAAGCGCCUCUCACGGCUGCGGACACGGCGGACUUCAGCCCGGCCUCAGCCCGUCAUCCUCUCCCGUGAUUGGCGGAAACCAAGCCGCGCUUUCCGGGAAUUCUGCCGGAAAUUUCGGCGGUUUCGGCGCGUUCGACUCGCCCUCCAAUAGCCCCUUCUCGGCGGCUCCCGCCGCUUCCGCCGUUUCAGCCGCUUCCGCUGCGUCCGUCCUACGACGAUGCUCCACCGCGGGACCAGAGAGAGAGCGGCCGCAGAUGCUCGCUCGUGAUUGGUCCGUCGGUAGCAGCAUCCAUAAUAUCACGUUCCCCGAAAACUACCCGCCAGAGCUUUUGCCGCAACCCCCUCCGCCCAUGAUGCUAGCGCGCGCGCGCGGGGAGGAUGCCGCGGCGUUGCGCCUACACGUUCCUCGCGACGCAGCAGUCCCUGCGGCCUCCGCCCCCCAGCCCGGCUCCGCGUCUCCCGCGGCUUCUGCUUCCGCCAUCUCCGCCGCGGCCCGCGCUCACUUCUUCGCCGCUCCCGCUGCGCCGCCUGCGCGAGUUGCGUCGCCUCCUGCCGCGCCGUUCCACAGAAAUAGCAGCAGCAGCAGUCAGAUUGAACCGGCUAAAUUUGCCGGCUUGAAGCGGCCGUCAGAUCUGCCGGCGACGGCAGUUUCUCCACGAGGACUCGUGCGGUUGCAACAGGAUGCCAGGCUGGCUCGUGACAAUAGUGGUGACGUUUCGGCUUUCCGCGGUAGUGACAAUAGCGCGGGAGAGUCGGAAGAAAUGCCCCCGUUAUUGGAACACGCAGAUGUGGCUUUAGCGACGCUUGUGAAUGGGUUGGAGGAGGGGGGUCGCAAAGGUGUUCUUGUAACGGACGAGGCGAUGAUGAGUAUGCAUGACCAGAACGGAGAUGUGACUAAAACGGGGCUUCUUGGCGGACCCUUCACAGGAGGAAGCUGGGAGGAAGGGGCGGCGGUUGGGGCUUGUAACGAAAAGAUGGACGACGCAGGCGAAAUGGGCGAAAUGGGCGAAUUGAAUACUUUCGAUCUGACGCAAAUGGAGGGUCUGGAUCUGCCGAUCGUCAUGUCCGAGGCGAAUCUAGAUGAGAUCUCGGGAAUCUCGUCCGCAGAUCUGCUUACAGAUCUUCCGCAAGAUCUGUUCGCGGAUCUCCCAUCAGAUGAACCUUUCGAUAUAGUCACGCUGUGCGACGAGGGAGUGGGUAUGGAGGGCUUGAGCGACAACGAUGCAGCUGCUGCUGCUGCAAGCGAGCAGGAUAUUACCGGUUCUCUAAACGAUGGUGCUUCUAAUGCAGCUGGUGAUACUAACGCGGAUGUUCCCAACGUGCAUGCUGCUCUUGUUACUAGCACUGGUGCAACAGCCGUUACGCGGCCAGCCUCUGUCGUUACCUCCUCCGCUUCCCCCCCGCCUCCGCCCCCCACGCCUGGAAACCCCCCAUUGCUCUCCUGCUCCUCCGUCUCCCCCACUCCGCUCCUCAAGCUUCCCCCUCUCCGCCUCCCCCAGGAGCCGCUCCGCGCAACCCCCUCCCCCAUUGGCGCAACUCCCUCCCCUGUUGGCGCAACCCCCUCCCCCAAUGGCGCUUUCCCCCUGGGGAAGUCUCCGCGUUGUCAGGUGCAGCGUGGGGAGAACAACAGGGGGGGGGGAGUGAGCGGGAGGGCGGAAUGGGAGAGGAGGUAGGAGUGGAGGGCGGGAGUGCAGCUUCAGGAGCCACAACAACAGCUAGUGCAUCAGCAGCAGCACCAUCACCACCAUCACCAGCAGAAGCAGCAGCAGCACCCAUAGCAGGGAAUAAGAGGGGCGCAGCAGC
Closterium sp. NIES-67 is the source of this 2864-nucleotide messenger RNA. The record is from the annotation of a GenBank genome assembly. Lineage: Eukaryota; Viridiplantae; Streptophyta; Zygnematophyceae; Desmidiales; Closteriaceae.